Molecule: messenger RNA, 2446 nt
Organism: Leptopilina heterotoma
Lineage: Eukaryota; Metazoa; Arthropoda; Insecta; Hymenoptera; Figitidae
Product: cytosol aminopeptidase-like
Exons: 8
Coding region: 38-1579 (513 amino acids)
Biological process (GO): proteolysis
Cellular component (GO): cytoplasm
Molecular function (GO): metalloaminopeptidase activity; manganese ion binding
Source: RefSeq, a predicted model, not a curated record
AAAAGCUCUCUCUCACUCUCUACUCUUUCGUUUCAUUAUGGCACUGGCAUUGUAUCUUAUUAGGGGAAAGGAAUUGCAUUACGGAAAUUCGCUGAUACGUUUUUUCUCAAGCUGCUCAGCCAUGAAGAAAGGGUUAGUGCUCGGAGUUUAUGAGACAGAAAAAAAAGAGGAUGAGAAGAUUAACCUGACACCUGCAGCAAGUAAAUACAAUGAAAUUUGUGAUGGAAAGCUACUCAAACAAAUACAGUUAGCUGGCCCACAAUUAAGGAAAGCACAAACAAGAGUUUUUUGGGGCCUUGACGACUCUUUCACGGCUGUUGCUGUUGUUGGUCUCGGGAAACAUAACGCUGGCAUUAAUGAUCUUGAGGAAAUUCACGAAGGAAAGGAGAAUAUUCGCGUGGCUGCUGCUGCUGGAUGCCGAGCGUUAGAGGCCGUGGAAAUUCAGGACAUUAGUGUAGAAACUUUAGGAGAUGCGGAAGCUGCUGCGGAAGGUUCAAUAAUUUCUACCUGGACUUUCCAGGAAUACAAGGCCAAGGACAAGAGGAAAACACUGCCAAAAGUUUCUCUCUACGGAAACGAAGAGGAGAAAGAAUGGAAAAUAGGCCAGAUAAAGGCGGAAGCUCAAAAUUGGGCGAGAAAACUUUCCGAUACACCUGCCAAUUUAAUGACUCCUACGAUAUUUUCGGAGGAAGUGACGAAAGUUCUUAAGAGCGUUGGAGUUUCAGUUCAGGUUCACGACAAAGCAUGGGCAGAAAAUAAAAAAAUGGGCUCGUUCCUAAGUGUGGCUCGAGGAAGUUGUGAGGAGCCGAAGUUCCUUGAAAUCUCCUAUAAAGGAGGUUCCGAUCCCCCAAUUGCUUUCGUUGGUAAAGGCGUUACCUUCGAUUCUGGUGGAAUUUCCCUCAAGUCUAGCGCGUCAAUGUCAGAAAUGAGAGCGGACAUGGCAGGUGCAGCUUGUGUCGUUGCUGCCAUAAAAGCUGCAGCCGAAUUAAAGCUCGAAAAGAACAUCCUCGGUUUGAUUCCCUUAACGGAAAACUUGCCAUCGGGUCACGCUACCAAGCCUGGAGAUUUAGUUGUUGCCAUGAAUGGAAAAACGAUUAUUGUCGAUAACACGGACGCUGAGGGUCGACUUAUUCUCGCUGACGCUCUGUGUUACGCUCAUGAACUCAAUCCCAAAUUCAUUGUGGAUGUUGCAACUUUGACUGGCGCUGUGCAAAUAGCAUUGGGAUCGGCAGCCACUGGAGUAUUUUCAAAUAAUACCGAAUUAUUUGAAGCAAUCAAAAAUUCUGGAACUCUUAGUGGGGACAGAGCAUGGAGAUUACCGCUCUGGAAAUUUUUCACUGAUAAAGUAGCGAAGGCCGAGAAAACAGCAGAUUUAAAUAAUAUAAGUAAGUCCACCAAAGCUGGUUCUUGCAGCGCUGCUGCAUUUCUGAGGGAAUUUGUAGAUAGUAAAAUGCCCUGGAUGCAUUUGGACAUUGCCGGAGUGAUGAGCGCCAGUGACUCCGGUCAUCCUUACAUUCCCAGCGGCAUGUCCGGACGUCCUACCCGCACUCUGAUUACCUUCUUGCAACAAGUCUCCUAAUAGGACCAAACUUCAGCCACGCAACUUUUACACUCUUUCUAUCUUGCAACUGAUAUCUACUAACUGUGCAGAGAUUCUUUCCUUCUUGUGCUCCACUUGCGACUGCAAGGGAAAGAAACGUUACCGACUUUAUAACUUACAUAAUUUACAGUUUUAAUUUAUAAUUUAAAAAUGAACAAUACUUUUAACCAUCUCGAAUUGUCAGGUCACGUCUUUUCAAAAUAUUUUUUGACUGAUUUUAUUGAAUUUCCUUCAAAUAUAAUUUUAAUAAAUAAUUAAAAUAAUAAAUAUGAUGACAAAUUUAAAAAAUGUCCUGAAAAUUUUUUUUAAAAAAAGAAGCAAUUUGGUUUUUUUGGCCUAAACUAUGAAAGGAUAAAAAUGAUUUUAUGGAAGAAUUAAACAAUUUUUUUGAUAUAGUUAAAAAUGUUAACAAUUACAAAAAGAAGUGACCUGAUAAUUCCGUAACUCCGAAAAACUGAAACUAGUUAACACGUUCUCGUCCCGAAGAAGAAUGAAUUAGCUCAUUGAAUAAAUUUACUGUCAAAAUUUGAUAUCUAUUAAAUUUUUCGAAUGGACAGUUUUAAGAAGUUAGCUGUAAUAGCCAAAAUUAGUCUAAAUUUAAUUUAAAAAUUCUCUUUUUUUAAAAUUUGUUGUCGUUUAGAGGAUUGGAACUGAGAAAUGAAUAAGUUAAAUUAAAAUUAAAUUAUCUUUGUAAUAAACGUAUAUAGUUUUGGGAGUUUUUAUACAUAAAGAAAUCCAACUAAAAAUUAUGUAGCAGAUGAGUAAUAAUAAUGUUUAUAAAGACUCAUCAUCAUCAAUUGUAUCUUUUGUGUAAUAAAUUAUCAGUUACAUUAUUAUUCUUUAUAA